This is a messenger RNA of Podarcis raffonei (Aeolian wall lizard), 1508 nucleotides long. It is a transcript of the gene EXOSC6, whose product is annotated as exosome component 6. The transcript has a single exon. Gene Ontology annotation, biological process: rRNA catabolic process; nuclear mRNA surveillance; U4 snRNA 3'-end processing. The coding region runs from base 475 to 1308 and encodes 277 amino acids. The record is from RefSeq and is a predicted model, not a curated record. NCBI's taxonomy places the organism in Eukaryota, Metazoa, Chordata, Lepidosauria, Squamata, Lacertidae. Gene Ontology annotation, cellular component: cytoplasmic exosome (RNase complex); nucleolus; nuclear exosome (RNase complex).
GUUGGAGAGGGAGGGCACCUUGUGGGUGACACCCCAAAACUAAGGCACAUGCAGCUUCCAACCCAUCAGAAACUGCAAGAGCCCUGAAUCUGCUCAUUUCUUUGCCAAACUCAAAAAAAUGGAUAUAAAACGGCUCUUUAAUCAUGGAUAGCCCUGGGGCACAACUCCCUCCACCCUGGCCACCGGCUCUUCUGGCAGGAGCCAAGAUGAACUGGAAUCCACCAGGGAGCCCGGAGGCUUCCUUCUGAGUGCAGGAUCCGCAGCUGCUGGGAUGCGGGAAUCGAGGCGCUCUCCCUGCCUCGACGGGUGUCUGCGAGGCGGGGGCUGCAGGUCCCCUCUCCGCCACGGCGCUCUUUCGGCGCUAAACCGCCCGUGCGCCUCGGAAGCGAAGCCGCAGCUCCCUCCGCCUGUCCCUCCCUCGAGCAGCUUCCUCUUCCCCUUCCGGAGCGCGGCGCGCCAGCAGCCAAAGAAGCCAUGCCGCUGGACCACCGCCGGGUGCCGGGGCCGGAGGAGUCCCAGACGCCGCUGCUCUUCGCGCCCGUCGAGGCCCCGGAGGUUCCACCCCGCGACCCGUCGGCGCUGCAGCCGCUCUUCGCCCGCGCGGGGCUGCUGAGCCAGGCCAAGGGCUCGGCCUACGUGGAGCUCCACGGCGGCACCAAAGUGCUGUGCUCCGUGGCCGGGCCGCGCGAAGCCGGCGGCGGCGCGGGCGCUGCGGCUCCGGGCGAGCCCCGCGGGCGGCUGGUGUGCGAGUUCCGACGGGCGCCCUUCUCGGGGCGCGGAGCGCGCAUCCGCCCCAGCGAGCGGGAGCCCGAGCUGGCGCUGGCGCUGCAGGAGGCACUGGAGCCGGCCGUGCGCCUGGCGCGCUACCCACGGGCACAGCUGGAGGUGAGCGCGCUGCUGCUGCAGGACGGCGGCUCGGCGCUGGCGGCCGCGCUGUGCGCCGCGGGGCUGGCCCUGGCCGACGCCGGAGUGGAGCUCUACGACCUGGUGGCGGCGUGCGCGCUGUGCCGGGCGCCGGGCGGAGAGUGGCGCCUGCAGCCCAGCGAGCCCGAGGAGCGCGCCGCCGACGCCCGCCUCACCGUGGCGCUCCUGCCCUCGCUCAACCAGGUGGCCGGGCUGCUGGGCAGCGGCGAGGGAGGGCCCCCCGACAGCUGGGCGCAAGCCGUGCGCCUCGGCCUCGACGGAUGCCAGCGCCUCUACCCGCUGCUCCGACAGAGCCUCCUGCGUGCUGCCAAGCGCCGACCCACGCCAGGCACCCAAGCGCCGACCGACACAGACACGGCCCAGCUUCCCGCCGCCACCGCCUGAACUCCGGGAACUUCUCGGGCAGCGCCUCGCCGGACUCCUCUUCCGAUGUCUCUUUGGGCUUCGGCUGCAUCGUGGUUUUGGAUCCGGGAUCUGAGCGUGGUUUACCCGCCCUAGGUGAAGUUGCCUGGCCUCCUCCUUGGCGAGGAACCGCAACCACUAUGGGCCCAGUCGCGGUACAGGGAAGGUGAGCCGACCCCUUU